Pneumocystis murina B123 is the source of this 1704-nucleotide messenger RNA. RefSeq lists its product as hypothetical. Lineage: Eukaryota; Fungi; Ascomycota; Pneumocystomycetes; Pneumocystales; Pneumocystaceae. The transcript is spliced from 10 exons. Bases 1 to 1704 code for a protein of 567 amino acids. Gene Ontology annotation, cellular component: catalytic step 2 spliceosome. Gene Ontology annotation, molecular function: protein binding; mRNA binding. The record is from RefSeq and is a predicted model, not a curated record. Gene Ontology annotation, biological process: mRNA splicing, via spliceosome.
AUGUCUCUUGUUAGCUACAUAUCUUCAGACGAGAGUGAAAAUGGGGAAAAAAGGGAGGAAAAAGGGUCUAAUUGCACAAGAAAAAUAGUAGCAGCACCAGAUGUAUCUAUACAGGACACAAAAAGGCUUAGAUUGAUGCAAAAUGACUUUAAAAAUGGAAAAAUUAUGCUAAAUAUCCCAUAUGAAGAUCUUUCUAAACCUAUUCAAGGACCAGUUAAUCCAUUUAAUGGAAGAAUGUUAGAAAAAAAGACAGUAAUUACAGGUCAUGCGGAGGAGCAAGGUUUUUCAGAAGCAACAUUUCGUGAUCAAUAUCGUACAUUUAAUGCAUUUGGAUAUGCUAGAGAUCCAUCGCUUCAAUCGAUAGGAUUUGAUGGGCCAAAGGCAUUUGUUGGAGAUGUGGAGCUUGCUAUGAAGCAGAAUGGAGAAAGUGUUUUGGAAAGAAAAUUUAAUAAACAACGAACUAAAGAGAUAAAAAGUUUAAGAGAAAAAACUGGAGAUUUAGGAACGGUUUAUGGAGAAAAUACAUAUAAAGGACCAUGGGCGAAAUAUGUAUUUAAAGAAACAGAGCAGACGUUUUCUCCUCCAGAAACAGAUGAAGAUGAAGAAAAUGAAAUGCCAGUCUCGAAUCCGAUCAUUGAAUCUCAAAAUAUCGAUGUUAAUACAACUGGUAUAGAAAAAACAAUAUUUCAUGGAGAAAGCAUGUACGAUUAUCAGGGUCGAACAUAUAUGCAUGUACCUUUCGAUUUGGAUAUUAAUCUAUUAAAGGAGCCAGGACAACAAGAAUGUUUUGUUCCUAAAAAACGUAUUCAUACAUGGGAAGGUCAUACUAAAACUAUUUCAGCUGCAAGAUUUUUUCCACGCUCUGGGCAUCUUAUUCUUUCUGGAUCCAUGGAUUCUAAAAUUAAGCUUUGGGAUGUUUAUCAUGAAAGAUCUCUUCUUCGUACAUAUUUUGGGCAUAGUACGGGCGUCAGAGAUAUAACAUUUACGAAUGAUGGACGAAAAUUUUUAAGUGCUAGUUAUGAUAGAAUGAUUAAACUUUGGGAUACAGAAACAGGGCAAUGCAUAUCUCGAUUUACUACAGGAAAAAUUCCAUAUGUUGUUAAAUUUAAUCCAGAUGAUGAUAAACAACAUGAGUUUUUAACAGGGAUGUCUGAUAAAAAGAUUGUUCAAUUCGAUAUAAAUUCUGGGGAGAUUAUACAAGAAUAUGAUCAUCAUUUAGGAGCGGUAAAUACAAUUACAUUUAUUGAUGAAAAUAGACGGUUUAUAACAACUUCUGAUGAUAAAUCACUACGUGCUUGGGAAUAUGGAAUACCCGUUCCAAUUAAAUACAUUGCAGAGCCUUACAUGCAUUCUUUGACAUCUGUUGCAUUGCAUCCUUCUGGAAAAUAUGUAGCAUGUCAAUCUCUUGACAAUCAAAUAAUUGUAUUUUCGGUUAUAGAUAAAUUUAGACAAAGACGUCAGAAAAAUUUUAAAGGACACAGCUGUGCUGGAUAUGCCCUUGAGGUUAAUUUUUCUCCUGACGGACGUUUAUUGUGUAGUGGAGAUUCUGGUGGUUAUGCGUGUUUUUGGGAUUGGAAAACAUGUAGAAUGUAUAAAAAAUUUUCUGCACAUAAUGGUCCUUUAUCAACGAUAGCUUUUCAUCCCCAAGAAACAAGUAAAGUUGUAACUGGAGGUUGGGAUGGAAUGAUACAUUAUUGGGAUUAA